AACAAACAUUCCUGAGCCGCGUGGAGGUGAGGGUCGACAGGGAGCGCCAGGCCACCUCAGAGGACGCUGCCACUGUUCCAGGCGAAACAUGUAGCCACGGAGGGUGAGAGAGUAGAGUAUUUCAGGGUGAGCAGAGUCAAAACACACCCUGGUGCCCUAUGGUGGGAGAUUAGGGUCUGCCUCACCCAACACGUGUCCCCAGCGGGAAGCCUCCACCAACACCCAAAAUGAUUCUGUCACGUGCAAAACCAGCUUUGGGUUCCAACGCCAACGCUCAAGUCGGUGCCGGCAGCAACAAGAAAGCUUUGCCAAAACUUGAAGAUUUCCUGAAGAAGAGAGACUUCACUGGAGCAAUCACUCUGCUGGAGUUUCAGCGCAACAGUGGCAAUGCCAACGAACAGACUGACCAGUGGAUUGGCUACUGUGCCUUCCACCUUGGAGACUACAAGCGGGCACUGGUGGAGUUCCAGAAGCUGACAGUGAACCACAAGAACCCAGCACCAGAGAACUGGAUCAGCCUGGCCUGCUGCUACUUCUACCUGGGCAUGUACCCCGAGGCAGAGGAAGCAGCAGAGAAGGCCCCCAAGUCAGCACUGCGCACCCGCCUCUUCUUCCACCUGGCUCACAAGUUCAACGACGAGAAGAGGCUCAUGAUGCACCACCAGCAGCUGGAGGACGUGAUUGAGGACCAGCUCAGUCUAGCCUCCAUUCACUACCUGCGCUCCCACUACCAGGAGGCCAUUGACAUAUACAAGCGCAUUCUGCUGGACAACAGAGAGUACCUGGCGCUCAAUGUCUAUGUGGCUCUGUGUUACUACAAGCUGGAUUACUACGAUGUGUCCCAGGAGGUGCUUGCCGUCUACCUGCAGCACUACCCUGACUCUCCCAUCGCCAUCAAUCUCAAGGCUUGCAACCACUUCAGGCUCUACAACGGAAAGGCGGCCGAACAGGAGCUUAGGGCAUUGCAGGAUGUCACGUCAUCACCACUCACCUUCGCCCAAGACCUGGUGCGUCACAACCUGGUGGUGUUCCGGGGAGGAGAGAGUGCCCUGCAGGUGCUGCCGCCGCUGGUGGACGUCAUUCCCGAGGCUCGACUCAACCUGGUCAUCUAUUACCUCAAACAGGAUGAAGUGCAGGAGGCAUACACUCUUCUCAAGGACCUGGAGCCCACCGUGCCCCAGGAGUACAUCCUCAAGGGAGUCGUCAAUGCUGCCAUUGGACAGGAAACUGGAUCUAGGGAGAACCUGAAGAUCGCACAGCAGUAUUUCCAGCUGGUCGGUGGCAGCGCAUCUGAAUGCGACACCAUCCCCGGCAGGCAAUGCAUGGCCUCCUGCUUCUUCCUCCUUAAGCAGUUUGAUGAUGUCCUCCUCUACCUAAACUCCAUCAAGUCUUAUUUCUACAAUGAUGACACCUUCAACUUUAACUAUGCCCAGGCCAAGGCAGCAGUGGGGGACUACAAGGAGGCUGAAGAAGUCUUUCUUUUGAUUCAGAAUGAGAAGAUCAAGAAUGACUAUGUGUUUCUGUCCUGGCUGGCAAGAUGCUAUAUCAUGAACAGCAAACCCAGACUGGCCUGGGAACUGUAUCUCAAGAUGGAGACGUCAGCAGAGGCAUUCAGUCUGCUGCAGCUGAUCGCCAACGACUGCUACAAGAUGGGCCAGUUCUACUACGCAGCUCGGGCCUUCGAUGUGCUGGAGAGGCUGGACCCCAAUCCGGAGUACUGGGAAGGCAAGCGUGGGGCAUGUGUGGGCAUGUUCCAGAUGAUCAUUGCUGGAAAAGAACCCAAGGACUCUCUAGGGGACAUCCUGCAGUUGCUGAGGAACACAGCCAACCCGCAGGUGGAGGGCAUCAUCAGGGUCAUCAAGAAGUGGGCCAAGGACAACCACAUCCCUGUGUAGCACCAGCAACUCCUAUUCUCUUCACUUUCUAACCAUGCACAUAUUAAAUGAUGUAGCAUGUACUCAGCAGGAUAUGUAUACGUAUGUGUUUGUGUAUAGUAGCCCAGUUAAUUAGAGGUUAGCAAGCUCAGGUGAGAGCCAAGAGGGUUCAGGCUGGAAUUCCAAGUUAUGUGAAGACAGUUUGAAGUUGCCUCUUUCAGCACUGCAGCCUUUGUUCACCUGGUGGUAUGGGACAUGAGCUGAGGGGUUAGCUUGCAGCCUGGCAGGAGAAGGCUAACAGUCCUGCUCUCCUCUGUGUGUGUGUGUGUGUGUGUGUGUGUGUGUGUGUGUGUGUGUGUGUGUGGUCCUACAGGAGUGGAAAGCUGGCAACCUGCUCUCAACCUGUGUGUGUGUGUGUGUGUGUGUGUGUGUGUGUGUGUGUGUGUGUGUGUGUGUGUGUGUGUGCACAUCACAGUUAAUUUUUAGCACUAAUGCCACCUCAUGUUUUCCUCACACCACCACACUCCCAACACACCUCCCUAUCAAGACACACCUCACCUGCCAAGGGAUAUAAAUGCCAUCUUGGGAAUAAGAAAUAUUAUCUGUUGCUUUGUUGACUCUGAGCUGGACAUUGACCUCUUUCUCUUAACUAGAAGGAAAUGUUUAUUGCUAAUAUUUCUUAAAAAAAAAAAAAAAAAAACACCACACUGUGCAGUAUUCCAUGAUGAGGAAGACAGACAACACAAACGACCCAUCCAAGCUCAGAGUUAUGGGAGCCACACUGGCAGCAAUUCAACACUUGGUGUGCUGUGCUGUGGGCAAGAAAGUCAUGAGAUUCUUAGUCUCAGUGAACCAUACAUUCACUUAAUUGCAGUCCCAAAAUAUGAGGUAGAAUGCUUAUCCAUAAUGAAAAGUUAGUCACAACAAUCACACCUUUGGGAAUAUUAUCCAGGAAUGCUCACAAAAAAAAAAAAAAAAAAAACCGGUGGUGAAGGUCAUACAUGUAAUGAGCCAGCAUUUAGCCUUUCUAGUCCCUCAGCAGCUCACAGUUCUCUCAUCUGAUACAUUUUGUUCACAAGGAAGCCAUCACUGCUUGACAACACAAGGUCAGUACAAUAGCAACAUAAUCCUUUAUGAAAAUGAGGUUCAGGUCCUGUCUACCUCUAAGGCUGAAGUGUCUUGGUGAGUCUGCCUUCAGCUCACCACUACAGCUGUGCUUACAUGAAAGUCUUUGCUGUAGUGUCCUUUGUUUGCACCAAAGAUUAUGCAAAAGGUUUAGUCUUUGGCUGCGCUUAAGUGAAAUGUGUGUGGUGUGUUGGAACACCAUUGUCGUGUGAUGGAUAUAGUCUCCUGCCAGGCCACAGCACCAUUACUGUGGCCUCAUUGCAUCACACUUCUCAUCACAUUUGGUUUAUACAGCCUAUAUCACUAUAAAAUGUGAAAAGAAUUUAAUAAAAAUAUAUUUUCAUAAUGC
Molecule: messenger RNA, 3348 nt
Organism: Scylla paramamosain (green mud crab)
Lineage: Eukaryota; Metazoa; Arthropoda; Malacostraca; Decapoda; Portunidae
Gene: Ttc26
Product: intraflagellar transport protein 56-like
Exons: 12
Coding region: 228-1895 (555 amino acids)
Biological process (GO): intraciliary anterograde transport; intraciliary transport involved in cilium assembly
Cellular component (GO): intraciliary transport particle B; ciliary base; ciliary basal body
Molecular function (GO): intraciliary transport particle B binding; protein binding
Source: RefSeq, a predicted model, not a curated record